CAAUCGGCCCGGGGGUUGGAAUUAACCCAGACCAAAUCCAACAAUAAAUUGUCUUCUUCACACAACUCGUCUGAAAUUUAAGAACAGUUUGGUGUCGCAGUUGCAUUCUGCAGUGUGAAGAGACUGAUCUGAGCGCAAAGAGUCCAGGACACCACACUGUAUUUCUGACUUCCUGCGUGUAGCGUGUUGGCAAAGCGUUUACCAUGGCACUAGACGGAUGUGGCCAGCUGUGCAAGUGUUUCCUCAUCAUGUUCAACAUCAUUUUUGCCCUGGUGGGUAUGGCGAUGUUCGGGUUGGGCUUGUGGCUGAGGUUCAGCUCUGAGACCAGAGGAUUUUUCAACAUAGACCUCAACACACAACAGUUUGUCAUCGGUGUGUCAGUGUUGAUUGCGUUAGGAGCAGUGAUAUUGCUCGUGGCUGCUUUCGGAGACUAUGGAGCAUGCAAUGAGAAUGUGAAUGGAUUGGCAGUGUUUUCCUCUCUGCUGGCUAUCCUGGCUGGAGUAGAGAUUGCAGCCGGUGUGGUCGCCUACAUGAGAAGCGAUGAGGUGGGAGAGCAGCUGGCAAAAUUCUAUAUGACUGUGUAUGCUCAGUAUGUGGACAAAGGAGACCCUGGCUUGGCUGUUACCCUGUCCAUGUUCCACAAAGUGUUGCACUGCUGUGGACUCAUUGGUGCCUUGGACCUCUUGGUAAAAGAAACAUGUCCCAAAACUGGCAUUUGGGAAACCUUAACUCUCCCUGCCUGCCCCACAGUGAUCCACAACCUCUUUGAGUCCAAAGCGCCUCUGGUGAUGGGCCUCUUCCUUGGGACUGCUGCUAUGCUGAUCACAGCCCUGGUGUGCUGCAGCAUCCUCAUGAAACAGAUCAAGAAGAGGCACCUCUCUGACCCCGUGUACUGAGGGGACAGGACCACCACGUUCAAACAUUUCUCCACUAUGAGACCAAACCAGAUGGUUGUCAUUCAGUGACCAUCAUCCCAUCCUGUCAUGUAAUACUUCUGGAGAGUUGCCCAAUAAAAAUAAAUGGUCCUAAUUAGCUUUCAUUAUUUGCGUAGCUGGACAGGGCUCUCGAUCAUCUGGACAUGCUUUAGAUGACAUGAACAGGGCAAGACACUGUUGCUCUGUAGCAGCUGUUUGUUCUGCCCGUCUUCCCACUGUAGUCCUUAAUCUUUUUUUUUAUACCUUCAAUCACUUACCGACUGUAUAUAGCUGCGCUUGCUGACAUGAAAGGGACCAUUUUAUUAAGUCAUACGGAGCAUUAAAUGAAGGCACUGCUGUAAUCAGACAAGUGAAGCACUGUCCAACAUUACCUUUCCCUGUAAUCACAUCAGUUUAGAAACAUGUUUGUUGCAAUGUACUGCUGACAAUUAGUAUCUUAACAUGGUGUUAGGAUUGAACUGGAUUAAUUCAUAUUUGGUUCUCUAUGCCAAAUAAAGUACAUUAUUAAUAUCUAA
This is a messenger RNA of Oncorhynchus masou masou (cherry salmon), 1450 nucleotides long. Its product is annotated as CD9 antigen-like. Gene Ontology annotation, cellular component: plasma membrane. The transcript is spliced from 9 exons. The record is from RefSeq and is a predicted model, not a curated record. Bases 204 to 896 code for a protein of 230 amino acids. NCBI's taxonomy places the organism in Eukaryota, Metazoa, Chordata, Actinopteri, Salmoniformes, Salmonidae.